Molecule: messenger RNA, 3373 nt
Organism: Drosophila bipectinata
Lineage: Eukaryota; Metazoa; Arthropoda; Insecta; Diptera; Drosophilidae
Product: exocyst complex component 4
Biological process (GO): exocytosis; chemical synaptic transmission; signal transduction
Cellular component (GO): cytoplasm; exocyst; synapse
Source: RefSeq, a predicted model, not a curated record
AAUCGAUAGUUUGACAGGCCCUAGUGCUUCUAGCUUUAAUAACAAUUUUGAGAACAAUUGCGAAUCAAAUAAUGAUAAUAAUACUGAGCUAACCUGCACUCCGCCUCCAAACCCGCUUCCGUUGACCAAACAGCUAAGAGGACCUUCAAUUUCAACUGCGUUCAUAUGGAUGCACCGCCACCGACAAAGCCUCCGCGCGGAGUGAAAUAUGGCAAGGAUGAGUCCGCAGGCUGUGGUUUUCUGGUCAAUGUCAUCAAAUCCCUUGGAUUCAGCGAGACUACCGAGGAACGCCAGAAGGAGAAGGCUAAAAUCGAGCAGGAGUUUAAGCGCUCGGACCUGCGACUCAAUGAGCUGGUUUCACGUCAUGACCAGCAGCUCACAUUGGUGCUGCCUCUGUUUAGUCAGGUCUCUACAGAGGUGACCGCUAGCCGGGAAAGGAUUCAUGCCGUCAAGGAGAACUUAGGUGCGUGCAAGCGGCUUCUUCAGUGCCGGCGAGAUGAGCUGAAGAAGAUGUGGACGGACGCAGUGCAGCACAAGUAUGUGCUGGAAAUGCUGGAGCAAAUCCAAGAGCUCCGUAAAGUGCCUCAACGUGUGGUCAGCUAUACAGCCAAGCGCCAGUAUCUACAUGCCAGCAAGGCACUGACCGAUGCCUUGACUACUUUAAACGGUCCUCUGCAGGCGGUCGAAGGUUUGUCAGACUUGCGAGCCGACUUACAGACGCGUCGUCAACAGUUGUACCAAAGGCUGCACGAAGAGCUGGUUACCCAGGUGUACACGAACUCUGCCAGCGAGGCCUUAUCUGCGUUCCAACGCAGCAACUCCAGCCGUUUGAAUUCCAGCUUUACGCGCGGUAUUGGUGCUCGACGAUCCACAGAUCGGAUUGAGGCCAAUGCUAGGGUGCGCAAGGCCCUCGCUGAAAUGGCGCAAUGCUUCGAUCUGGACAAGGCUGAGGUCAUCGAAGACGCGGACCUUAUCUACCCGGAGCUAAGCAUGAGCUACUUCGUGGCCAUCAUCGUGGAAUCGUUUGGAAUGCUGCACAAGGUGCCUGAUUCUCUGGAGACGCUGCGAGUGCAAAUCCAAACGGAACUUCUCAAUGUGGUCCGACAUACGACCCAACAACUAUCGCAGUCAGGAUUUGGGGAAGCAACAGCAGCCACCGGAGAUCAAAAUCCGCUCCUAAUGUUGUUGGAAAUCAUAUUUAAGCAGUUCAAGGCCAUUGCCAAAACGCAUAGUCUCCUACUGAAAAACUACUUAUCAGUGGGUCAGAAAUAUUCGGUUGUAGGGCCUCAAUCCUACGACUUGACAGAUUUUUGGGCCCAAGCUCAGUCUGUGUUGCAAUUGCUGUUAACCGACUACUUGGAUAUACAAAAUGCUGCCGCGGAUGAAAGUGCUCAGACGGGAUUUUCGGAACCUUCUAGCAACAUAAAUUCCUAUUUCCUAAGACGCAAGGUGCCAAGCACCAAGCGCUCCAUGUUCAAGUUUGACAAGUCCUCUCAUGUGGGCAACACUGGCCAAAACGACUCCUGUAAGGAACACCGCCGUAAUGCCUCAGAUGCCUCUGUAGACGAUAAUCUAGUUGCCCAACUUGGAGGCAGCGGUAAAGGGUCUACCAGCGGCCUAUUUCCUCACGAAAAGAAGCAGCGGGAGAAACUGUUGAUCUGUACUCCCGAUCAGAAUAUCAUUACCAAAGUGUAUCUGCCUCUGAUGGAAUAUAUUAAGGAGAUAGAGGCCUUUAUGAAGUGCAAGCCAGGGCAACCCUGCAGCCUGCACGACUUUGUUGACAAUUACAUUAAGGACACAUUCCUAUCCAAGGGCCACAACCGCAACUUGCAGUUAACCAUAGAGUCACUUUCUAAAAACCAGGACGCUUGGCGAACCAUUGUCAGUCCGGAGGAGAUGAAAACCCUCAAUUUGAGCCGGCCUUUGUUGCAGUCUACUGUCAUGGUCGAACGGAGACUAAUGGAGACCAAGAACCUCAUCCAGGAUCUUCCCUGUUAUUCGGAGGACCUUCUUAAAAUGGUGUGUGCUCUCCUCAAAGCCUAUCGUGAAAUCUGUCAAGCCGCCUACCGCGGAAUCGUGCAGCCAGACUCCGAGGACAAAAGAAUAUACAGUGUAGCCUGGUUAAAAGAUGAAGAUAUCAGUAGAUUCUUGAAAUCGCUGCCGAACUGGACGGAUCUAAAAAGCUCAAGCCAACGAGCGCGACACAACCGAAAGCUGCAUCGCGGCAGUUUCGAGCCGUCUGAAGAGGAGAGUCCCAUACAGGUGCAACAGCGCAACGUUCGUGAAGCCGAGAUGCUGACGAGUAAUCUGGGCGAAGGUGGAAUAAGACCGCAGGAGAUUCUGGACGAGAUCAGCGUGCUUAAGGAGCUUGCGAUUCUUCAAGAGAGCAUGGAGUGGUUCUCAUGCCGCGUUUCCGAGUUUGCAAACGACCUACGCCGCCCGAUGGUGAACGGACUGAAUGCCGUUUCGGCCGAGUGCUCCGCCGACAUUGCCGUUAAAGACGGCACGAUUAAGGUGAUGACCAACCUUGCCCUCGAGUUCGAUGAGCUGGCCAACACCUGUUUGUUGGUGCUGCAUCUGGAGGUGCGUGUCCAGUGCUUCCACUACCUGCGCUACAAGCCGAGUGUACGGACUAACAGCUAUGUUGGAUCAAAAGAUGACAUCCUAGAGCCCGACCGCCAGGUGCAGGUCCUAACUAAGCGACUUUCCGAGAUGGACGAGGCCUUCAGUGCCACUCUGCAUCCUCGAAAAACCAGGUACAUUUUUGAGGGCUUGGCGCAUUUGGCUUCACGUAUACUUAUCCAAGCGUCUAACUAUCUGGAGCAUAUCGAUCAAAUCACAGUGCAGCGCAUGUGCAGGAACUCCAUUGCCUUGCAGCAAACAUUGAGCAACAUAACCGCAUCCAGGGAAGUGGCCUUAGAUCAGGCCAAACAAUUCUAUGAGCUCCUAUGCAUGGAACCGGAUGAGAUACUCAAUGCGUUAUUGGAAAGAGGGACACAGUUCUCCGAAAUGCAACUACUGAACGCUCUGCAACUGUCGUGCAAGUCCUUCGGGAUAACCGACGCCAACCUUUUGGCCUCCUAUCAGCAAAAGCUUUCUGAUAUCCUAGGUACCAAGCCAUCCAAAGGUGUUGUUGUAUAAACGACUUUAAAGUCAGCGGAGAAACAAAUUUUAAUAUCCCUGUUUGUAUACAUCGGCAAUAGGUGUAAGAUCAAAAGGAGUGUAGUAUUAAGCUGAAAGUUAUAUUUCAUGUUCUGAACAUAUUGGGCCAGCACUUGGUGUUGCGAAGUAGUCGUUUAUACAAAUACAUAUUCUAAAGUUCAUUAACAGUACUUUAAUGGCCUAAACAAAAUAAAACAGAAUUUAACAACGA